AAGUUGACUCUCUCUCUCUCUAGCUGAUAUUUUUUUUAAUGGAAGAUGAAUUAUUGAAUAUGCAUUUGGAAUCUUUAAGGUGCUUUGAUUCGUUUCGCUGUGUUGCUCUGGGGUUUUUCUUGUGUUGCUCUGUGAUUGGAGUUUUUGGAGGACUCAACCACUAGCAAUCGAAUUGAAACCUAGUGUUGCUUUUCUUGUCCAAGCCGAGUAAAAAGGUUCAUUUUUUUUGCCACCCUCAAAAUGGUCUCGAGGUCUUAUUCCAACUUACUAGAUCUCGCUUCUGGUGGUUCCCCGACCUUUGGCCGUGAGAGGAAAAGGCUCCCAAGAGUGGCAACUGUGGCGGGCGUGUUGUCUGAAAUUGACGACGAUAACACCAACAGUGUUGGCUCUGAUGCUCCUUCCUCUGUCUCCCAAGAGAGAAUGAUCAUUGUGGGAAAUCAGCUUCCACUGAAAGUUCAAAGAAGAGAAAAUGGUGAUUGGGAUUUCAGCUGGGACGAGGAUUCCUUACUUUUGCAGCUCAAAGAUGGCUUAGGAGAAGAUGCCGAAGUGAUUUACAUCGGUUGCCUCAAAGAAGAAAUUGACCUGGAUGAGCAAGAUGACGUGGCGCAAACUUUGCUCGACUCUUACAAAUGCGUUCCGGCAUUUCUCCCUCCCGAGCUCUUCAGCAAGUUCUACCAUGGCUUCUGUAAGCAGCAUUUGUGGCCUUUGUUCCACUACAUGCUUCCUCUGUCACCUGAUCUCGGCGGUCGGUUUGAUAGGUCCUUGUGGCAUGCUUACCUUUCUGUGAACAAGAUAUUUGCUGAUAAAGUGAUGGAAGUGAUUAGCCCUGAUGAUGAUUUUGUCUGGGUUCAUGACUAUCAUUUGAUGGUUUUGCCCACUUUUUUGAGGAAGAGGUUCAACAGGGUGAAGCUUGGAUUUUUCCUCCAUAGUCCUUUUCCUUCAUCUGAGAUAUACAGGACUCUUCCUGUGAGGGAGGAACUCCUGAGAGCACUUCUGAAUUCUGACCUUAUUGGAUUCCAUACCUUUGAUUACGCCAGGCAUUUUCUCUCUUGUUGUAGUAGAAUGCUCGGCGUGUCGUAUCAGUCCAAACGAGGCUACAUUGGGCUUGAGUAUUACGGUCGAACUGUUAGCAUCAAGAUUCUCCCCGUUGGGAUACACAUUCGCCAGCUUGAAUGUGUGUUGAAUCUCCCCGAGACAGCAUCAAAAGUCGCGGAGCUGCAAAAUCAGUUCAGGGGCCGCACUGUCUUGCUUGGGGUUGAUGACAUGGAUAUCUUCAAGGGUAUAAGCUUGAAGCUUUUGGCCAUGGAACAGUUGCUCAUACAACAUCCUGACAAGAGGGGCAAAGUUGUUCUGGUACAAAUUGCGAACCCUGCAAGAGGGCGGGGGAAAGACGUGCAGGAGGUGCGGUCUGAGACGCAUGCCACAGUGAGUAGGAUCAACAAGACAUUUGGAAGGCCAGGAUAUGAGCCUGUGGUCUUGAUUGAUACCCCACUUCAGGUGUAUGAGAGAAAUGCUUAUUAUGUCAUUGCAGAAUGUUGUCUUGUUACAGCAGUGAGGGACGGAAUGAAUCUUAUACCCUACGAGUACAUAAUAUGUCGGCAAGGCAAUGAGAAACUAGACGAGACUUUGGGGCUUAACCCGACAAGCCACAAAAAGAGCAUGCUAGUUGUAUCUGAGUUCAUUGGCUGCUCCCCGUCACUAAGUGGUGCAAUUCGGGUUAACCCGUGGAAUAUUGAUGCUGUGGCUGAAGCUAUGGAUUCUGCCCUUGUAGUCUCUGAGGCAGAGAAACAGAUGAGGCAUGAGAAGCAUUACAAGUAUGUUAUUACGCAUGAUGUUGCAUAUUGGGCGAGGAGUUUCUUUCAGGAUUUUGAGCGGGCGUGUAGGGAUCAUGUGAGGAGGAGAUGCUGGGGAAUUGGUUUUGGUUUGGGAUUUCGGGUUAUUGCAUUGGAUCCAAGUUUCAGAAAGCUUUCUGUCGAGCAUAUUGUUUCGGCUUAUAAGAGGACUAAGAACCGAGCAAUCCUCUUGGAUUAUGAUGGUGCUCUGAUAACAUCGAGUUCGAUUAGUGCGACUCCUAAUGCCGAGGCUGUCGGAAUUUUGAACAGCUUGUGCAGAGACCCUAAAAAUAUUGUUUUCCUUGUUAGUGGGAAAGACAGAAAGACUUUGACUGAAUGGUUUUUGUCCUGUGAGAAGCUGGGAGUUGCAGCAGAAUACGGUUAUUUUCUGAGGACAAACCAUGAUGCAGAUUGGGAAACUUGUGUGUCCAUUCCAGACUUUGAUUGGAAGCAAAUUGCUGAACCUGUAAUGCAGUUAUAUACUGAAACGACCGAUGGUUCUACGAUAGAAGCCAAAGAGAGUGCUCUUGUUUGGAACUACCAGCAUGCCGAUCCAGAUUUCGGAUCUUGUCAAGCGAAGGAGCUUCUUGAUCACCUUGAAAGUGUUCUUGCCAACGAGCCAGUUUCUGUCAAGAGCGGCCAGCACAUUGUAGAAGUUAAACCUCAGGGCGUGAACAAGGGUCUCAUAGCAGAACGUCUCCUCUUGACAAUGAAGCAGAAAUCAAUACUUCCGGACUUUGUUCUCUGCAUUGGGGAUGACAGGUCGGACGAGGACAUGUUUGGAGUGAUAAUGAAUGCCAAAGACUCUCUAUCUCCCGUUGCUGAACUCUUUGCUUGCACCGUAGGCCAGAAACCAAGCAAGGCCAAGUAUUACUUGGAAGACACAACUGAGAUUCUGAGAAUGCUGCAGGGCCUUGCCAAUGCUUCGGAGCAGGCGGCUAGAAAUGCUCCACAAGGUUCUCAACGAGUGGUUAUUGCGUAGAGUACAUAGGCUUCUCUCUCUCUCUCUCUCUCUUUUCUUUUCUCACUCCCUAAUCAUCACGAACAGCGGGUUGGCCUGUUUGGAUAUUUCUUGAGGUGUUGCUAGAUGUCUGUCUAUUUAUCGAAAUAGGCAAAGUGGUAUGUUUGACUGUGGUUUCGCUGCCUGGCAGUUAUCUUGUGCAUGUUGAUUGUUUGUAGCGA
Morus notabilis is the source of this 3014-nucleotide messenger RNA. RefSeq names its product alpha,alpha-trehalose-phosphate synthase [UDP-forming] 5. The record is from RefSeq and is a predicted model, not a curated record. Gene Ontology annotation, biological process: trehalose biosynthetic process. The coding region runs from base 241 to 2814 and encodes 857 amino acids. The transcript is spliced from 4 exons. Lineage: Eukaryota; Viridiplantae; Streptophyta; Magnoliopsida; Rosales; Moraceae. Gene Ontology annotation, cellular component: cytosol. Gene Ontology annotation, molecular function: catalytic activity.